UUAUCAUUUAUUUAUUAUUUAGUGAACAGUCGAACGUCUGAUUAAACUUAACUCUUUCUCGUGUGUGUAAAUUAAGUGUAUUUUUGGGAAUAAAAAUGGUAAAAGCCUGGUUAAUGGAUAAUGAAACAACCGAUCAACGUUUGGAACAUCAUCGCAAUCCUCCCACAUUUAUUUCAUUGGAAGAAUUAUUCACUAAAACCGGUGUGGAACAUUUUCUGAUCAAUGCCGAUGACUAUCAAAAUGAUGUUUUACAAAACUUACGUAAAGAACGAAACUAUAGUUAUGAAGAUGAAAUAACCUGUUCAGAAACAUGUUUAGUCGAUUAUGCCAAUAAAUUGAAAUCAUUCUUUACUGAACAUUUACACACCGAUGAAGAAAUUCGUUUGGUUUUAGAUGGUUCCGGUUAUUUUGAUGUUAGAGACAAUGAAGAAAAUUGGAUUCGCAUAGCGGUAACUAAAGGAGAUUUAAUUAUUAUACCAGCUGGUAUUUAUCAUCGUUUUACAUUGGACACUAAUAAUUAUAUUAAAGCCAAACGUUAUUUUGUGGGUGAACCUGUUUGGUUACCAUAUAAUCGCCCUGCUGAUGAUAUGGAUUGCCGUAAGGAAUAUUUGAAACAUCAACAGGAGGGUUUUAAACAAUUAAAUAAAGUUUAAAUAUUGAAAUUUUUUUAAUGUGA
This is a messenger RNA of Lucilia cuprina (Australian sheep blowfly), 676 nucleotides long. RefSeq names its product 1,2-dihydroxy-3-keto-5-methylthiopentene dioxygenase (gene Adi1). Lineage: Eukaryota; Metazoa; Arthropoda; Insecta; Diptera; Calliphoridae. The record is from RefSeq and is a predicted model, not a curated record. The transcript is spliced from 4 exons. Gene Ontology annotation, molecular function: acireductone dioxygenase [iron(II)-requiring] activity. The coding region runs from base 96 to 653 and encodes 185 amino acids.